AUGGACAGUCCUUUUUCGCUCGCAAAGGGCAGAGGCAGAAGAUUCCCUGAAGUACUGAAGCAGGUUUUCAAAAAGCCCUCGAUCAGAAAGACAGUGCCAAAGGCUCCGAAGACCAUAGAGCCUGUUGAGCAUGAACUAUCAGAAAGUGAACAGGAAUCCGAAUCCGAAGAGUCAGACACAGAUGAAUUCCCAGAAGACCCCGUUGUAAGGGCAAAACCACUCAAGAAAGACCUCGAACUCAAGAUCAAAGAGUUUGGAAAGAGGAUGAAUGUUGGCCGCAGACUCUACGCAAAAUUGCGAGGCCGACUUGAAGAAAAGACCGAGCAGGCCAACAGAUACAAGACAGAGCUUGACGAAGUGAAUCUUGCCUGGGAAUGGGACAAGACGCGCAUCCAGAAUCUCGAGGAGCAGACGGAGAAAUACCAAACCGCACAAGUCGCAAAAGACGAAGAAAUCAUCAUGCUGGAACAACAACUGGAAGAUACCAAGGCUCACUUUCAGCAAAAAGUUGACGCAAAGGACGAGGAGAUCUCCGACAUGAAACAGAAUAUGGACGAGCAGCGAGAAGCCGAUAAUCAGAAGUUCUUGGAGUUGCAAGAGAGCGUUUCCGACCCCAUGAAAGAUCUUCCGUUCGCCAACAGACUCAGCCAACAGUAUGGAGACGAGAUGUUCCGACCGGCCAUUGGAGCCAUGUAUGCAGGUAUCAAGAAUACCUUCAUGAACAUCACAAACAAGGAAGAAUUUGUCAUCAAGUCCACAAAGCCUAAAGACCUCGAAGAAUACCUCGCCAAGUACGUUCCCGGAAGCAUGGACAACACCAAAGACGACAAGCGCCAUGUCUGCAUCGCUGUGGUCUCUCGAGUCUUGGUUGAAUUUGUCGAAAAAGAGAAUGUAUUCGGCUGGCCUGUCGAUGAAACAACGCAAGCAGCAACGGAGCUAUGGCGUCGUUUCUCAAAAUCGAGAGACCGACUGCCAGGAGGAUUGGUGAAACGAUGGCUGACUACCACUAAAGACAUUCUCCUUCAAGGGGACUACAUCAGCAAACAGAAGGCCAAAGAUGAAUCUCUCGACUGGAUCAUGGGCAGAAUCAAGAAGGAUUUGGCCGACACGACGACCUUGAACUUCGGCGAAGACCUGUACAGGUGGCUGAGAGGAGCUAUCUUGCCUUGCCUGGAGACCAUCAACUUCAUGUACUUGCAAGAAUGGCAGUACAACUUGAGCAUGGUGCCAGUUUUCCAUGAAGGCGAGCCGACAGCCUUGAAUCCAGCCACGAUGAAUGAUUGGAUUCGCCAGCCGAGCGGAUUCAUCAAAGCAUCCAUCUUUCCACUGGUGGGAAGAACAGACGAAGGAAAUGGUCCGGCAAGAACUGAAGGAUACGGCGUUGUUUUCCCUGCGCAGGUAGUUGUUGCGUCACGAUCGGAGUGUCUAGAAAAGAAGAUGACGGACGACAAGUCGAAGAAGACCCAAGUGCAAGAGGAUGAGACGCAGGCCAACAAAACACAGGCCAACAGGAUGAAGGACAGAUCGAAUGACAGCGACAAGUCGACCAUCCCGGAGGUCGCCACAGCAAAAGAUACUGAAGAACUCUUUAGAAAAACUACGAGAACCAACGGAUACAUGGAAGAUAUCAAGCAGAGACCCGCAAAGAGAUCUAAGGAAGACAUGGAAGACUUUGAGUCGAGACCCACGAAGAGGUUCAGAGAAGAGCAGGAGGACAAUGAGCAGAGACCAGCAAAGAAGUCCAGGGAAGAGCAGAAAGGCGUCGAGCAUGGACCCGCAAAGAGAUCCAGAGAAGAGCAGGAAAGCGUUGAGCAGAGACCUGCGAAGAGACUUAAGCAGCGAGAGGAAGAGACAGUAGUCAUCCUGGAUUCGGAUGACGAGGAUGAGCUUGCAUGAGAUAUC
Molecule: messenger RNA, 1902 nt
Organism: Aureobasidium pullulans EXF-150
Lineage: Eukaryota; Fungi; Ascomycota; Dothideomycetes; Dothideales; Saccotheciaceae
Exons: 5
Coding region: 1-1896 (631 amino acids)
Source: RefSeq, a predicted model, not a curated record